This is a messenger RNA of Cyclospora cayetanensis, 3333 nucleotides long. RefSeq names its product trichohyalin. The transcript is spliced from 5 exons. Lineage: Eukaryota; Apicomplexa; Conoidasida; Eucoccidiorida; Eimeriidae. The record is from RefSeq and is a predicted model, not a curated record.
AUGCAGCCUUUUAGGGAAAAUGGGAGGCGUGCCUCCAUCUCAGAGGGAAGCGGCAGUAGUGGCAGUACUCCGACUCACCAAAAGCAGCGGAGCAAUGCCUUGUGGAGCAGCAAGCCUCAUUGCAGCAGGAGCCUGAACAGUAGCGACUUUGCGUCCGACCUGUCCAAGAGGCAGGAAGAGCUUCUCCCUUCUUCAGAGCUGGAGGAUGAGGAGCGUGCUGCAGCAUUUGAUGCAGCAGCAGCAAACGAAGUGGAGGCGGCGGAUGCAGAUGCUGCGUCUGAGCUUUUCCCAUCCUUCCCUCCAGACUUGUGCCUCCCCCCAGUCUCAAAUCCUGUGCUGGAUGUAGUCUCAGCUUCUGAGAGAGCUGCUUGCGGUGAAGAUCCACUCGAGCGGUCUGUGAUAACCUAUGAAACCAGCACCACGGACGCACAAGUCGAAGCGCAAGCCGAAGCUUCAUGGGGAUGCAAACUCAAGACUUCCCCGCGACGUGCAGCGGCUUUUACCGCUGCGCAUGCAGCUCGCAGUUGCAAUGAUAUGAACGGCCAUGAGCGACAGCAGCAGCAUCGGCAGGAGGAACUCGAUACAAGCGACAGCCAGCCGGAUUCGGAGUAUCUGCAGCUGCAAGAAGCCUACGAACUGCACUUGGAGCUCCGGCAGCAGCAGCAGCUGCUGCAGCAGGAGCAGCAGCAGCAGCAGCAGCAGUUAGAGGCCUUGAGGCUGGAGAAGGAGGAGCUGCUGAGACAGAUGGAGCAGCGGGAUUGCGCCUUCGCCGCAGAGCAGCAGCAGCAGCAGCGGCAGCAGAAGGAGCUUGAGCAGCAGCUCGCUGCAGCGCACAAACAACAGGAGCAGCAGUCCCUAGACCAUGCAGCGCUUCAGAAUGCCAUGCUUCGCGCGGAAGCUGCAACGCAUGACUUGCAGCAGCAGGUGUGGCAGCAACAGAAGCAGCUCGAGCAGCACAGGGAGGAACGGGAGCAGCAGCACCACCAGCAGGAAGCGCUGCAGCAGAAGCUACGAGAGCUGCAAGAACAGGCUUCCACGAAGGAGCAGCAAGCGGCUGAGAGCGAGAUCGGGCUACAGGAGCAGCUGAAGGAGCAGCAGCAACAGGUGAGGCGGCAGGAAGUGCAGCUCGAGGAGCUGCAGAUGCAGCUGCAGCAGCAGCAACAGCAGAUAGAGCAGCAGAAUCAGCUCGUUGAGGCGCAGCAGCAGCUCAUAGAAGACCAGAGGGAGCAAAUUACAGAGCAGCAGCAGCAGCUGAACGAGCAGCAGCAGCGCAUACUGGAAGUGCAACAGAACCAUGAGCUUCAGGUGCAAGAGCUGCAGCGAAAACUGGAACGCGAGCAGCAGAAGCAGCAGUUGACAGAUCAGCAAUCGCACGAAAGGCGCAUGGAUACAGAGCUGCGUGCUCGCCUCCUGCAGCAGAAGGAACGCAUCCUGGAUCAGCAGCAGCAGCAGCAGCAGCAGCAGCAGGAGGUUCUUCGGGCUAAAGAACGGGAGCUGCAGCAGAGGGAACGAGCGCUGAGCAAGGAGACGCUGCAGCAGCUGAAGGGCAGCUACAGUGACGAGAAGGAUAUCGUUGAGCUAGUCGAUGACGAGGAUCUGGUGCGCAAGGAGGCUUUGCUGCAGGAGCGAGAGCAGCAGCUGCUGGAGAAGCAGGAGGAGCAGCAACAACAGCUCCAGAGGCAGAAGGAAGAGCUGCAGCAGCUGCUGCAGAAGCAGGAGGAGCAGCAACAACAGCUCCAGAGGCAAAAGGAAGAGCUGCAGCAGCUGCUGCAACAGCUGCAGCAGCAGCAGAGGGAUCAGCAGCUGCAGCAGCAAAAGCUGCUAGAGCAGCAACUAAAGCAGCAGCACGAAGAGCAGAAGUUGCAUGACGGACGGCAACGCGUAGAGCAGCAGCUGGAGGCGCUUCAUAAGGAGGACAAACGGUAUCAGGAGAUGCAGCACCAGCAGCAGGAGCACCUAAGGCAACAGCAGGAAGAGCUGCAGCAGCAGCACCAGCUGCUGCAGAAGCAGGAGCAGCAGCUGCACCUGCUGGAUGCAGAGCUUACGCAGCAGCAGGAGCUCCUCACGAAGGAACGCAUGCAGCUGAAGGGCGUUGCAGCGCAGCAGCAGGAACACUUCAGCAUGCUGCAGCAACAACUGCAGCAGCAGCAGCAGCAGCAGGCGCUGCUACAGGAUCAGCAGGAGCAGCAGCAGCACCAGCAGCAGGUGCUGCUGCAACGCGAGCGCAAGCUGCGGCUCCAUAGGGAACUGCGGAUGGUGGCAAGGAUACAGCGCAGACAGCGCCAGAGCAAGAGUUCUAGCUGUCGCCGCAGCAGCAGCUGUGGCAGUAACAGUAGCGAAAGCAGUGAUGAAAGCAAAGAGCAGCUCAGUUCGCAGAGUGAGCAGCAAACGUCUGUUGAGCAGCAGCUAGAGAGCUACAAGAAGGAGCAGGCGCAGCUUGUGCAGCAGAUGCAGCAGCAACAAGUGCUUCUGGAGCAGCAAGAGGCCGUGCUGCAACAGCAGCAGCAAACGUUGCUGGAACUGCGCACAGAGAAAGCUCUGCUAGAAGAGAAGAUACUGGGCGAAGAAGACUGCUGCCACGCAAGCCAAGUGCAGCACCAGCAAGGGCUAGGCAGCGCAGGAGCAAGCGGCAAGAGCACCGAAGAGCAGCUCCAGAAGCAAGUAUCGAUUCUGCAGCAAGAGCUGGAGUGUCUUGACAGAAUUCGGCGGGGUUAUGAAGCAGAGAACCAACUGCGGAAACAGCAGGAGCACUUCCAGCAGCAGCAGAAGCACGAAGACGAGAAGCACCAUCAGGUCCAGGAGCAGGUGCAGCGACUGGAGUUCCUCCUCUCUUCGAAGCAGGACGAAUUGCAGCUGCUGCAGCAGAUCUUCCGGCAGCAGCGGCUGCGGCUGGAAACGACUGAGCAUGACAACUCGCUCUUGCAAGAGGAACUGGAGAUGCGAUCCCGCCUAGCAUCCGCUGCGCUCGCAGAGGCAGAGCAGCAGCUGCGGCAGCAGCAGCAGCGGCAGGAGGGCUUGCCGCUGUGUGGUGUCGGCCGUAACACAGAGGAGGAGGAACAGCAGCAAGUGCAAAAGGGGCAGCAGGAAGCUUCAGCAAUGGCCAAAGAGCUGCAAGACUUGCACGAGCUGGUGAUCUGUGCGGAGGCUAAGGCGAGCAGAGAACGCCUGCAGCUGGAGGAGGAACUCAGACGCCAGCGGCAACACUUUGAGAAGAUCGUUGCUGAUAAGGAUGCGCAGCUACAAAAGUAAGGGCGAAGCCUUACGGAUUGUGGACAAAAUCCUGCACAGCAAAACUCUAGCCCUACAUCAUAUCUUAAAGUGCCACGUAGCUAG